Messenger RNA from Drosophila navojoa, 3041 nucleotides. It is a transcript of the gene cutlet, whose product is annotated as chromosome transmission fidelity protein 18 homolog. Lineage: Eukaryota; Metazoa; Arthropoda; Insecta; Diptera; Drosophilidae. Gene Ontology annotation, molecular function: ATP binding; ATP hydrolysis activity. The record is from RefSeq and is a predicted model, not a curated record.
AUGGAUCAAUAUCCUGAUGAGAAUGAAGAGUUUGAGCUGCAGUACCAGGAUGAAAUGGAACUGCUCGAAGACAUGCCGCACGAGUAUGACGCUGUCGACAACGGGCCGAGCACAUCUCGUCAGGCAGCAGCUGCGCUCGAGCAACAACAACAAAAAGCAAACACAACUGUUGCGGGCUUCAAAGAUGUCUCUCGCUUUAGCGACUCCACGCUGAACUCUCCACAGCUGUCACAGAUCACAUUUGGCGCCAGACAAAGUGACUCGGCUGGCGGUGGACCCGUCAAUCGGCGUCUAUUUGGUACGCCCAGGGGGCCGGCAGUGGGACGCGGCUGUUCGACACCAAUGCAGCGCAUGCCGCCUAUAGAGGAAGUGCUGACUCCGACUGUCGACAGGACAGCGCCGCUGCUAAACGCCGCCGCAGAGCAACUGCAAGAACUGGGCCUAAAAGCCAACAACAAGCGCCGGCUGGAACGAGAUCUCUUCGGCGACAUUGACGAUCUGUACCACGAGAGCUACGAAGAUCCCAUGGUGAAGAAGGCGCGCACCGAGGAGCAACGCGACAACGAAGCCAUCGAGCGCAUACUUGAGCUGAGACGUAAGAUGCGAGAGUCCAGCAAAACGGUGCGCCAGGAUGAGGUUUCACGUUUGCGUGCGCUGCACGACUUCAAAAUGAAGAAUCUCUCAUACGAGAUACCCACCUGGCCAUUUAUGGCGCUGCAGCGCAGCGACCUGGAGCGCCUCUAUGUGCGCUUCCACUCGGAAGAGUACGAGCAGCGGCAACUGGAGAUGCUCAGCGCAAGGGACAACCUGACAGGCAGCCUACUGGGCGAGGCCAAGCAACAGGUCUGGCAAGAGGCCAACGAGCUGGUGCUGCGACGUAUGGCUCCACCAACACAGCUCGUCAAUCCCGAGCCAGUUGCUCCCAGCGUCGACACUGGACGGCUGUGGGUGGACAAGUACAAGCCGCGGAAAUAUAUCGAUCUGCUCUCGGAUGAGAUGACCAAUCGCAGUCUGCUCUAUUGGCUGAAGAUGUGGGACAAGGUCGUCUUCGGCAAGGUCUUUCACAGCAAGCAGGAACAGCAGACAGCCAACACUGGAGUGGCAGCCAGCCAGCAGCUGAACAGCUUCAACAAGCGAACUGGCAAAUUCGAAUCGAACGGCGGCUGGCGACAGCGCAAAGCGCGCCAAGCGCUUAACACCAAUGUGGAUGAGCUGGGCAGACCCAUGCAAAAGGUGGCACUGCUCUGCGGCCCACCCGGUCUGGGCAAGACCACACUGGCUCACACAAUUGCCCGGCAUGCUGGCUACAAUGUGCGCGAAAUAAAUGCCUCCGAUGAUCGCAGUCCCGAGGCCUUCAAGUUGGCUCUGGAGAACGGCACACAAAUGUCGUCGGUGCUGAACGAGGACAAGCGACCCAACUGCAUUGUGCUGGAUGAAAUUGACGGCGCACCGCGUCAGUCCAUUGAGUAUCUGGUGAAAUUCGUCAGCGAUGGCAUCUUCAGCAAGGCCAAGUCCAAAGGCGCCAAGGCGGAGCACAAUGUGCUGCGUCGACCCAUCAUCUGCAUUUGCAACGACAUCUACGAUCCCGCCCUGCGACCACUGCGUCAAAUUGCAUUCGUAGUCAGCUUUCCGCCCAUCGAUGCUGCGCGUCUGGCCGAGCGACUGCUACAAAUCGCGCACAAGGAGCACUUGAAAACAGACUUUGGCGCACUCAUCGCAUUGGCUGAGAAAUCGGGCAACGAUGUGCGCAGCUGCAUCUCAACCAUGCAGUUCUUCAACGCCCAAAAGCAUUGCCUAACGCUUCAGGAUGUGCUCAACAACAAUCUGGGUCAGAAGGAUCGGCAUCAAGGUCUGUUCGAUGUAUGGGGCGCUAUCUUUAGGAUUCAACGGCCAAAGAAGCAGUUGCAACAAAGCAGCUCGAACAAUGCUGAGGAAGCUGCUCAGGUGACCAUGACGAACAUGUCCGUGGCGACGCGAGUGCGCAAUGUGCUCGAUGUGGUGCACUCCAGCGGGGAUUACGAAAGGCUCACUCAAGGCGUCUAUGAGAACUAUUUGCAGCAAAGGAUGCCAGAUCCGAAUUUUACGGGCAUCUGCGAGGCGCUGCAAUGGUUUUGCUUCUCGGACGCGCUGCAGCAUCAAAUCGCACGGCAGCAGAACUACAGCAUCUAUCCAUAUUUGCAGUACGGUUUUGUGGUCUGGCAUUUGCUCUUUGCCACACUCGCCUGGCCGAAAAUUGCAUUUCCCACGCGUGGCUUUGAGUUCAAUCAAAAGUCCACGAACCAGCGCAACAUCUUUCAAUCGCUGCGCAAAGGCAUCACCACAUCAGCUCAGGGCGUGGGCCAAGGCAACAUUCUGCUGCUGGACACGGUGCCGCUGCUGAAGCGCAUUCUCUCGCCACAGCUGCGCUCCGUGGCUGUUCAACUGUUGUCCCAAAAAGAACAAUACGAUCUGCGCCACACGAUCCAAGUGAUGGUUGAUCUUGGGCUGACCUUCGUCCAAGUCAAAUCGGCGGAGGGCCAUUACGUGUUUCAAACCGAACCGGACUUGGAUACGCUGUGUAGCUUUCCAGGUUUUCCCGGACUGACGUUGCCCUACUUCAGUCGCCAGUUGAUAGCACGCGAAGUGGAUCUGGAGCGCAUACGGCGCGCCGCGCCCAAAGGUGGUUCAGCGGACAAUGCAACAAAGAGCGCAGCAGCUGGAGCAGCUGGGGCAACGGGAGCGCCUGGCUCGAAGCAGAAGGCGAUUGCAGCGCGUCUGCCGAAUCAUUUGCAAACAUUGAAGCCAAAGCAAAUAAGCGACUUCAAUGCGCCGCCCAAGCAGCAGCUUACGAAAGACUUCUUUGGCCGCGUCACGCACAAGACAACAGCAGCAGCGGCAGCCGAGGAAGCUAAAACUGAUGCUAUUGUUAAGAGUCCCAUAUGGUAUCGCUAUAAGGAGGGCUUCAACAAUGCUGUGCGAAAAGAUGUGCAUCUAAAUGAAUUGCUUUAAGCAGUUGAUUAUUGUUACACUUGCUAUUAUAAAUAUAUUUAUUAAUUAGCUGA